Messenger RNA from Calypte anna (Anna's hummingbird), 3799 nucleotides. RefSeq names its product hypoxia up-regulated 1 (gene HYOU1). Gene Ontology annotation, cellular component: endoplasmic reticulum chaperone complex. Lineage: Eukaryota; Metazoa; Chordata; Aves; Apodiformes; Trochilidae. The transcript has 24 exons. Gene Ontology annotation, biological process: endoplasmic reticulum unfolded protein response; negative regulation of hypoxia-induced intrinsic apoptotic signaling pathway; cellular response to hypoxia. The coding region runs from base 62 to 3067 and encodes 1001 amino acids. Gene Ontology annotation, molecular function: ATP-dependent protein folding chaperone; ATP binding. The record is from RefSeq and is a predicted model, not a curated record.
CGGGCAGGGGUUGCGCGAGACGCCGGGGCCGCCGCCGCCAGAGCGCCGGGACGGGCCCAGGAUGGUGCCGAGGCCCUGCCGGACCAUGGGGCCCUGUUGGGCCAUGGCCUGCCUGCUGCUUGCCUGCCGCCUGCCCGCCUCCGAGCCCGUGGCGGUGAUGUCGGUGGACGUGGGCAGCGAGUCGAUGAAGAUCGCCAUCGUCAAGCCUGGCGUGCCUAUGGAGAUCGUCCUCAACAAGGAGUCACGAAGGAAAACGCCAGUGGCUGUUUCUUUGAAGGAGAAUGAACGUCUCUUUGGUGACAGUGCCCUAGGAAUGUCCAUAAGGUCCCCCAAGGUGGCAUUCAGGUACUUCCAGGACCUGCUGGGUAAGCGGAUUGACAACCCCCACGUGGCACUGUACCGGUCCCGGUUCCCAGAGCAUGAACUGGUGAAGGAUGAGAAGAGGCAGACUGUUAUUUUCAAGCUGUCUGAAACAGUACAGUAUUCUCCAGAGGAGAUGCUGGGGAUGGUCCUGAACUAUUCGCGUGGUCUGGCUGAGGAAUUUGCAGAGCAGCCCAUCAAGGACGCAGUGAUCACUGUCCCUGCCUACUUCAACCAGGCAGAGAGGAGGGCAGUCCUGCAUGCUGCCCACAUGGCUGACCUGAAGGUGCUGCAGUUGAUCAAUGACAAUACGGCCGUGGCACUUAACUAUGGUGUCUUCAGGAGGAAAGACAUCAAUGCCACUGCCCAGAAUAUCAUGUUUUAUGACAUGGGAGCAGGAAGCACCGUGUGCACUAUUGUUACAUAUCAGACAGUGAAAACUAAGGACUCAGGAACCCAGCCACAGUUGCAGAUCCUGGGAAUUGGGUUUGACCGUACCCUUGGAGGUUUAGAAAUGGAACUUCGUCUCCGGGACUAUUUGGCAAAACUCUUUAACAAUCAGCACCCUUCCAAAAAUGUCCAGAAGAAUCCCCGGGCCAUGGCCAAGCUACUGAAGGAGGCCAACCGACUGAAGACCAUCCUGAGCGCUAACGCUGACCAUGUGGCACAGAUUGAGGGACUACUGGAUGACAUAGACUUCAAGGCCAAGGUCUCAAGGCAAGAAUUUGAGGAUUUGUGCUCUGACUUGUUCCAGCGAGUCCCAGGACCCGUGCAGCAGGCUCUGAGCAGUGCAGAGAUAAACAUGGAUGGAAUUGACCAGGUGAUUCUAGUUGGUGGUGCCACACGGGUCCCCAAGGUGCAGGAGGUUUUGCUGAAAGCUGUGGGCAAAGAAGAACUGGGCAAGAACAUCAAUGCGGAUGAGGCUGCUGCCAUGGGUGCAGUGUACCAGGCAGCGGCUCUAAGCAAAGCCUUUAAGGUGAAGCCUUUCAUUGUUCGGGAUGCUGCUGUGUUCCCCAUCCAGGUGGAGUUCACUCGUGAAGUUGAGGAGGACCAUAAAUCCAGGAGUUUGAAGCACAAUAAGAGGAUCUUGUUCCAGCGCAUGGCGCCCUAUCCACAGCGCAAAGUUAUCACUUUCAACCGCUACACAGAUGACUUUGAGUUCUAUGUCAACUACGGAGAUCUGACCUUCCUGAACCAGGAUGACCUGCGGAUUUUUGGUUCUCUCAAUCUCACUACUGUGAGAUUAAAGGGUGUUGGGGACAGCUUCAAGAAGCACUCGGAUUACGAAUCCAAAGGCAUCAAAGCUCACUUCAACAUGGAUGAGAGUGGAGUGCUGAGUCUUGACCGGGUGGAGUCUGUGUUUGAGAUCUUGGUGGAAGACAAGCUGGAGGAGGAGUCCACACUGACAAAACUUGGAAACACCAUCUCAAGCCUGUUUGGGGGUGGUGGCCCUGCACCUGAGACUGGAGACAACAUGACAGACUUGGUCCAGGAAGAGGAAGAGGCCCUGGCAGAAGCAGGUAAAGAGGAACAGGAGGAGAAACAAGACCAGAAAGGCAGCCCAGAACAUCGCAGUGAACAGAAGGGAGAGGAGAGAAAGCCAUCUCCAGGUCAGUCAGAAACUGUUCCUCCAAAAGCAGAGUCACAGAAGAAGGAAGAAGGAGAGAAAUCAGAGUUUCAGGAUUCCAAAGAAAACAGAGAAGGUGCAAAAGAGGAAGAACCGUCCAAAACUUUCAGUGACAGCACAGUUACCAAAACAGAGGAAGAAAAGAAAAUCAAAACACCCAAGAAGCAGAAGCUUGUCCAUGAGAUCAUCAUGGAGAUGGAUGUAAAUGAUGUGCCUGACCUGCUGGAGGAUGAACUGAAGAGUUCGAUGAAAAAACUCCAAGACUUGACAGUCAGAGAUCUAGAGAAACAGGAAAGAGAAAAAUCAGCCAACAGCUUGGAGUCCUUCAUCUUUGAGACCCAGGACAAGCUUUACCAAGAGGAGUAUCAGUUUGUCUCUACAGAGGAGCAGAGAGAAGAAAUUUCCAGGAAGCUUAAUGAGGCUUCCAGUUGGAUGGAGGAGGAGGGCUACACGGCCGCAACUAAGGAGCUGAAGGACAAGCUUUCGGAGCUGAAAAAGCUUUGUAGGAACCUCUUCUUCCGUGUGGAGGAGAGGAGAAAGUGGCCAGAACGCCUGUCUGCCCUGGAAAGUCUGCUCAACCACUCAACCAUCUUCCUCAAGGGAGCCCGAAUGAUUCCAGAGUCUGACCAGAUAUUCACAGAAGUGGAACUGAGUACACUGGAAAAAGCAAUCAACGAAACGAUGACCUGGAAAAAUGAGACAGUGGCUGAACAGAACAAGCUGUCUCCAACUGAGAAACCAAUCCUGCUCUCCAAAGACAUAGAGCUGAAGAUAGCAGCCCUGGACAGGGAAGUACAGUAUCUGUUGAAUAAGGCCAAGUUUGCAAAGCCCAAACCAAAAAAGAACACCACCACAAAACCUGAGUCAGGCAAGAAUGCUACAGCAAGCUCCGAGACUGAGAACACUAUCCCUCCCACGGAGGGGAAACAGGAAGACAAAUCUGAGGAUAUCGGACCAGCCAAGGAGCCUCCUACAGCAGAGAAAAUACCAGUAGAUGAUGAGCCUGGAUCAGACUCCGGGUCCAAAAGAGAGAAGAAGACAGAAGCUGGAGGGGAAAGCAGGAAAAAUGAUGAGUUAUAAUACCCCUGAAAUCCUGCUAGUGUCAACAUCUAUUUAUUUCAUGAUUACUUUCUUGUUUUUAUAAUGGACCUGGUUAGUCAUGAUGUCAAUGGAAUACAACAAAGAGUCUGACAACAACAUGGGAUAGAGAUGUAAAUUUUAUUUUUUCUUUCUUGGGAAUUUUGCCACUACUAACUUAGUGAAUUGGAUUUUGUUUUCCUUAUGUGUUUCAAGGUGGCAGUAUGGCCACCAAGAAUUGUCUGUUUCAGUCACCACAGUGACUUCUCUGUGGAGGGAAAGCAAUAAGGUAACAACUGGAGCUUUAGGAAGUAACACGGAACAUGAUCUCUGUGCCACAGCUCCUCUGGUGAGAUAAAUGGGGUUCAUGCAGGAGCACAUGGUGGAGAUGGUGGUUUUCUUGGGCUGAAAAUACUGUGUGAGGUCCGUGGAGGGGAGAUGUGCUCUGGUUUGGGGGAUGGAGAAUUCGGGAGAUUGAGAGAAAAAGAUGUUAGGGCGUCUUGUUAGCAGAGCAGCGACCGGUGACUGGCCCCGGGGCGCGGACGGGGUUUGGCAGAAGGGAGAUGAAGCAUGUAAUGGUAACUCUGCUGUCCCGCACCACCAUCUCUGCCGGCGGCUCCUGCCGGGGACUGGGAGAUGGGAGGGGCUCGCGCCCGUGGACGGGCACCUGGUGUUGCUUUUCCAUUUUGGCCUCUUCAACCAAAAAAUUAAAAAUUACUCUUCUUGACGAUCUGC